UAUAGUAGGGGUACUACGUAAAUACAGGCUGUAAACGAGACCUAGUAUCGUCUGUCACGGUCAGGAUAUCAUAUUAACAUUUAUGUAACAGCGUUCUCUAAAAGUUUUAACGCAUUUCCAUGCAAAACACACUGUAAUUCAGGAGAACAGUGGGUCCUGGGCUAAGAAGGUGUGAUCUGACAAAUGAAGAAGAUGUAAGUACCCUAAUUAAGGAAGAAAAGCCUGAUGUUAUAAUCCAUGCUGCAGCCCAGCGUUUCCCAGAUAUUGUGGAGAAUAAAUAUGAAGAAACGGUGCUUCUCAACGUGAAGACCUCUGCACUCAUUGCUUCCAUUGCACAUGAAAUUGGGUGUAAAAUGAUCCACAUUAGUACAGACUAUGUGUUUGAUGGCUCUGCCCCUCCCUACACAGUGGAAGACAAGUGCAACCCUCUGAGCAAGUAUGGCCAGACAAAGUUAGAUUCAGAACAGGCCAUCUUGACUGAAGUUUCUAGUGCUUGUAUAUUGAGAGUUCCAGUUCUUUAUGGACCGGUUGAGAGGCUUGAGGAAAGUGCUGUUACCUGUCUUCUUGGCAUCUUGAAGAGCAAAGAACCCAAGAGUGUGUCUCAUUAUGAUAAGCGCUGCCCAGCUCAUGUCCAUGAUGUAGCACACAUUUUAUGUGAUAUGAUAACCCUUAUGAUGAAGGUGAAGCUGGAGAUGUUGGGAGAGUAUGAGCGAGGAGUCAACCGCAGGAUCCUCUUUAAAAAGUAUGGGAUCAAGAAGUCAACCAUCUAUGAUAUUAUUCAUGCCAAGGAUAAACUCAGGCCCAAGGCAAAGAAGAUUGACACAGGUUGAUCUAAGGCAAAGGUGCUUCGUAAGAGAAAGCAGCUGUUUGUGAGUCUAGAUGAUGCAGUGUACACGUGGUAAACACAACAAUGCACUGAGGUUGUACCAGUGCGGGUUAUCAGCAUUCAAGCCACUGCAAAACGUCUUGCUGAAUGCCUUGGCCAUCAGAAUUUUAAGGCCGGCUCUGGAUGGUUGUUCAGAUUUAGGAACAGGCACAGUAUUGUGAACAAAGCCAUCACUGGUUAGCUUCUCAGUGCUGAUCGUAAUGCUGUGGACCCCUUUGUGAAUAAGCUGAGGCACGAGCUACAGGUGGCCGUCCAACAGAAAAAGAAGCAGCUAAAGAUCAGCGAUUUUUUCAAAUCAGCAGUUCCAGCGUGGGACUCCUCAGUUACAUUUCCUGCACACACUCCAACUCCUCGUACCUCUGUCGCUUCAACAUCCUCACUUCAUAUUGUGACCCGUGAGUUGCCUGACAUCAUAUUCUUGGAGGAUGAUGAAUAGUGGUAAAGAAAGACAUUGUGUACAAUACAGUACAGACAAUAUUAAGUGCGUACAGUUAACAUUAAAUAUAAUAUGCUAAGUGAAAAGAACCAUGUACAGUACCUAUAUUGUUUUAUAAAUAGAAAAUGAUUACAAUCCAGUAAAAUUAAAGUGCCAAACAAUUAACAAACUAAAUUGUAACUGAACAUUAUAAGUGUGCUGUUUGCUUCCACUAUUGAAUCUACCAUCUACAGCAUCUAAUAAGGUAAUUAAAAACACCUUUAUCAGUUUUAUAUAUUGUUCUGUUUAAACCAUAAACAAUGGCUAGCAUUUUAUGUAGAGUAUACUGUACAGUAUAUUGUCCUUAAUAGGGAUAGUGUACAGUGGUCUAAUCAGAUAUGAUAUAGGCCUAAUGAGCUAAUACAGUAGGUACUGUAGAAGAGAUGUUCUUGUGUAAAUGUGUUGGAGGUUGAGGGAAGGCUGGAUUGGCUGUUGCCAUGUUCACCUGUUUGUUUUUAUUAAUAGUAUUCAUUAUUUUAUUCUUGUAUGAUCAGCCUAUUAUGGUGUAUGUUUCAUCAUAAAUGAUAUAACUUACAGUAUAUAAUAUGACUUCCAAAUAAAAGAAAAGCUGAAUCACAAGGCAAUCCUCUUUCCUGACAACUUACCCCUUC
Messenger RNA from Homarus americanus (American lobster), 1972 nucleotides. RefSeq names its product methionine adenosyltransferase 2 subunit beta-like. Gene Ontology annotation, cellular component: methionine adenosyltransferase complex. NCBI's taxonomy places the organism in Eukaryota, Metazoa, Arthropoda, Malacostraca, Decapoda, Nephropidae. Gene Ontology annotation, molecular function: methionine adenosyltransferase regulator activity; DNA binding. Gene Ontology annotation, biological process: S-adenosylmethionine biosynthetic process. The record is from RefSeq and is a predicted model, not a curated record.